AUUUUUGGCACAGUGGUAACACUGUCGUACGAAGUAAACAAAUACUCUGUUUACAGUACAAUAAUUCAACUUGGGAGAAAAGUUCUAUAAAAUGUUUAUGUUUUUUAAUGCACAUUUCGUUGAUUUGGAGGAGGAACCGCGUGUUAUACGUAGACGAUUAAGGGAUAACACAAAUGUGCUCGAUUUGCCAAAUACGCAAUUUGUCAAUCAAUUUCGAGUGAGUAAAGAGGUUUUUAAAAAUAUUUUAUUAGAAAUAGCGCCUAAAAUGGAGAAACGGUUUCGGUGCACAUCCAUACCAGAAAUGACCAAAUUAGCUUGCUUCUUCCGUGCUCUUGCUGGGAAAUAUCAAAUGAAUGUUGGCACAAACUCAUAUACUUGUGUAUCACAAGGAACGACGUCAAAAAUAGUGGGCGAAUGUUUGGAAAUUUUCGAAGAUUCCUUUUGCGGAAAGUGGAUAACUUUAGAAAUGACUGCAAAGGAGGAAUCUGAAACUAAACAAGCAUUUUACAGAAACACCAAAUUACCUGGUAUAAUUGGUUGUGUUGAUUGCACCCACAUACCAAUAAAGCGUCCCACAAUUGAAGUAAGACAUUUAUACCAGAAUAAAAGUGGAUCGUUUAGUAUAAAUACGCUAAUGAUUUGUGAUGCAAACUUGGUGGUGCGAUAUGUGGAUGCUAGAACACCAGGUAAAAAUGAUGAUGAAUACGUUUGGCGACAAAGUGGUGCAAAUGCAUAUUUGAAAUCGUUGUAUGAUGCCGGAAAAAGAAAUUUCUGGAUUAUAGGUGACUCUAACUUGCCACUACAACCGUAUUUGAUGGCACCAUAUUUAAAUCCCACUGAGACUUAUGAAACUAUUUACAACGAGAAACUGCUUAAAGCACAGCAAUUCAUAGAAAAAUGUUUCAACGCUAUUAAGAAUAGAUUUCGCUGUAUAGCGGAUGGCAAAGCCAUAUAUUAUCUGCCGGAGAAAGCAACUAAAAUAAUUAAUGUUUGUUGUGCAAUUCAUAAUGCGUGUAUAUUUUAUAAAGACAAUUUGGAAUUUGGUAAGAUAAAUGCUGUGAAUUCAAGGAAUGGCAAUUGUAAUAGUAGCACUGAGUUUAAUAGCGAUGCAAAUGCAACAGAGGAAACUUUAGAAAUAAGAAGAAACGUAGCUAAAAAUUUGAAAAAUUCCAAAGGUUGUCCAUAAAGUAAAAUUAAUGAAAAAAGU
Messenger RNA from Bactrocera oleae (olive fruit fly), 1207 nucleotides. Its product is annotated as putative nuclease HARBI1. Lineage: Eukaryota; Metazoa; Arthropoda; Insecta; Diptera; Tephritidae. The record is from RefSeq and is a predicted model, not a curated record.